This is a messenger RNA of Lacerta agilis (Sand lizard), 1683 nucleotides long. RefSeq names its product mediator complex subunit 9 (gene MED9). Bases 336 to 848 code for a protein of 170 amino acids. The transcript has 2 exons. The record is from RefSeq and is a predicted model, not a curated record. Gene Ontology annotation, cellular component: mediator complex. Gene Ontology annotation, molecular function: transcription coregulator activity. Lineage: Eukaryota; Metazoa; Chordata; Lepidosauria; Squamata; Lacertidae. Gene Ontology annotation, biological process: regulation of transcription by RNA polymerase II.
AAGGAGAGGAAGAUUUUUUAAAAAAUGCAUGCAAUUAAAUGAAUAACGAAACAGGAGCAAGCUAGCAGGAGGAGAGGAAGAAUUCUUUUUUAAAAAAUAUAUGCAUGCAAUUCAGUAAAUAAGGAAACGGGAGCAAGCAAGCAAAGAGGAGAGGAAGGAAUUUUAAAUAUAUAUAUAUAUAUGCAUGCAAUUAAUUAAGGAAUAAGGAAACAGGAGCAAGCAACCAAAGAGGAGAGGAAGGAAAAAAUUAAAAUAUACGCAUGCAAUCAAAUAAAUAAGGAAAACAGGAGCAAGCAAGCACAGAGGAGAGAGAGUCAGGGAGGCAUCCAGAGGCUAUGGCGACGCCAGGAGGAGGCUCGGCCGUCGGGGGUUCUCGCCCCCGACGAGCAGCCCUCGGCGCCCCCCGGAGCCCCCCAGGCCGCGGCCCGUCGGGGGAGCAGCAGGCGCCGCCUCCGCCCCAGCAGCAGCCGUCGCCGGCCGAGCAGAAGUUCCAGUCUCCCGCCGGGCAGGCGCCUCCGCCCCAGGGGCAGGGGCAGCAGCAGCAGCAGCAGGGACCCCCGCAGGCUCCCGGCGCCCACCCGGGCCAGGAGGACUACUCUUUCCUCCCCCUGGUGCACGACAUCAUCAAAUGCAUGGAUAAAGACAGCCAAGACGUCCACCAGGUUUUGAACGAGCUGAGGACCAAAUUCGUGGAGGUGAGGAAGGUGAUCCAGACCAUGCAGGGGAUCUCCGUGAGCCCUGAGCAGCAACAGCUGCAGCUUCAAAGCCUCCGGGAGCAAGUCAAGACCAAGAGCGAAUUGCUGCAGAAGUACAAAAGCCUCUGCAUGUUUGAGAUCCCCAAGGAUUAGGCAGGAAGAGACCCGAGGCUCUGCAAAGAGACUCCGCCGGUUCUGGAGGCGGCCGAGGGGAACUGCAGUGCCUUUUGGCACCAAAGGGAAAACAACAAUUUUGUUGCAGCGGUUCAUAAGCUGUAACACGCCGUCCUGGUGUACGUUGGUGUUUUGGUUUAGAGGCCCAGUUUCAGCAGAACGGGGAAUGUGCCUGCUGCAUUUUGCAGGUGGGUGGGACUCUCACAUUUUGUAUGCUCCUCAGCCUUAAAAAUAACUAAAAACAAAAACCCUGCACAUGGAAAACUAGAAUGUCAGGGAGAAAGAUUCCCUGACAUGCUACUUUUCUAGAAGCAAGGAGCUGGCGCUUUGUUUGCUUUUCCUCUUCAGCGGAUGUACAUUCAAUGCAAGCGACACCUUUCCACCAGUAGCCUCCACCACCCGUUGUUUGAAAUGUAUAAAACUGGGUCCAAGAGGAUGCUAGGGCAGGCUGUUACUAUUUCCCUUCAUCUCCCAGCACCUAGAAGGCAAUUACCUGCUUUCUUUUGCCGAGGGCAUCAGGAAGCAGCAGGAGAGAAAUCGGCAGACGGACAAAAUGACAAAGCACGACUCCUUUAGUAUUCCUGGAGGCUUAAGAGCAGGUGAAGUCUUCUCCUGUUUCUGGGGAAGGAAGCAGGUUGACGGCAGCCUCAGUUUACAAAUUUGUAUAUAUUUGUUUGUAGAUUCUUUUUAGUGGGUUAAGCCUUCUUUAAAACAAUGAUACUUUAAUAAUUUGCUUAUAUGUCUGUUUUGGGGGGGAAACACUGAAAAAUAAAUCUGGGACUGUGCUGCAGACACUGCCUCUUAGCUAAGUCAA